Messenger RNA from Hydra vulgaris (swiftwater hydra), 962 nucleotides. RefSeq names its product astacin-like metalloprotease toxin 5. Lineage: Eukaryota; Metazoa; Cnidaria; Hydrozoa; Anthoathecata; Hydridae. Gene Ontology annotation, biological process: proteolysis. Gene Ontology annotation, molecular function: metalloendopeptidase activity; zinc ion binding. The record is from RefSeq and is a predicted model, not a curated record.
CAUUUUAAAAAUAAUUUGAUUCAAAUUUCUAAAAUAAUGUGUUGAAUAGUCGACAAUCAAGAAGUUUAUUUUUCAAUAAAAUGUUUCUUUUUAAAUAUUUUAUAUGCGUAAGUGUAGUAGCAGCUUUUCCGAAAAAAAUUAAUAAGGAAGCAUUUUCAUUCGAAAAAGGAAGUUAUAUAUUCCAAGAUGAUAUGCUAUUUUCUGAAACUCAACUAGAGGCCGCAUUACGUGGUGGAGACUUUGAAACACCCAAAGAUUCUGAAUAUAAAGAAGGAGUUCAGAGCGGAAAAUCCACUGUCGGUGCAUUUGUUCUUAAGUGGGAUAACGGGAUUGUUCCCUAUCAAAUUGACAACAACGCAAAGUGUAAAGGAAUUUUGUGCAUAACUCAAUUAGGUCGGCCAGAAAAAGCUAUUAAAAGCGCCAUUAAAGAAAUCCAUGAAAAAACUUGCAUUAGAUUUAAAGAAAGAACCGAUGAAAAAGAUUACAUUCAGUUUACAAACAUAGGGUGGAGCAAAUGCUUGUCCUACGUCGGUCGCAUUGGUGGUAAACAAGAGCUUUCUUUAACAAACGGAUGUAGCUCGCACGGAAUCGCUCUUCAUGAAAUAUUGCAUGCAUUAGGUGUGCAUCACGAGCAAAGUAGGCCAGAUAGAGACAACUAUAUUGAAAUUAAAACCGAAAAUAUUGAACCGGGUAAAGAAGGAAAUUUUCAAAAGUAUCCUUUUACAAUGAUAAAAACUUAUGAUUCGCCGUAUGACUACGACAGCAUAAUGCAUUAUGAUGAACAUGCUUUUGGAAAAAGUCUUUGGAGUAAAACCAUCGUUACUCGAAACGGAGCACAAAUUGGUCAAAGGAACAGAUUGAGCAAAUAUGACGCAUUGACUCUUAAUAAAGUCUACAACUGCGUGGAACACCUUAAAAACUAAUAUUUUUAUCAAUUAAGUAAAGACUCCUAUGGUUUCUAA